AUGAAGUUUCCCGUCGACAUUUUCAACUACUUGUGCGCGUAUUAUCCCGUUCCAUUUAAGUCAAGCCGAUGUACGUUUGCAUUGUUUAAAAAUAUGUUGGAGGUUGGAAUGACAAACGUUUAUGUCAUUUCACGUAUUUUUGAAAAGAAUCUUGAACACGGUUCGUUUCUCAGAGAACUUGGCAAAUCGUUGUGUGAAGAACACAUUGCCAGCAAAUUUGAAACACUAGAUGAAAAGGACCAAGUGAAAACCGUGUCCACGUUGAAGAAUUGUCAAAUGGGAAUUGAUGAGGCAAUGAAAACAGUUGUUAGCGGGGAAAGUGAACGAGGAAAGUGUCUGUCUUGUCUUUUGGCACAGACGAAGAAGAGUAGUAAAAACAGAAGAAACAAAAAAGAUGUAAGAACUGUUAAAAAGUGUUUCUUGUGUUACCGACCGUGCUGUAAAAACCAUUCGAUCAAUGUUUGUGAUGUUUGUCAAGGGAAAGUUGAUAUUGGAGACGACUACAAAGAAGUUAGAAAAUUUCCUGCUUUUUCUAAGAGGGUAAGGAAACAUUACAAAGAAUCAAAAAGAGGUUCAAUUCCCGAUUGUUAG
Entamoeba invadens IP1 is the source of this 591-nucleotide messenger RNA. RefSeq lists its product as hypothetical. NCBI's taxonomy places the organism in Eukaryota, Evosea, Mastigamoebida, Endamoebidae. The coding region runs from base 1 to 591 and encodes 196 amino acids. The record is from RefSeq and is a predicted model, not a curated record. The transcript has a single exon.